This is a messenger RNA of Daucus carota subsp. sativus, 3223 nucleotides long. RefSeq names its product G-type lectin S-receptor-like serine/threonine-protein kinase SD2-5. NCBI's taxonomy places the organism in Eukaryota, Viridiplantae, Streptophyta, Magnoliopsida, Apiales, Apiaceae. The record is from RefSeq and is a predicted model, not a curated record. Gene Ontology annotation, molecular function: ATP binding; protein serine/threonine kinase activity. Gene Ontology annotation, biological process: protein phosphorylation. The transcript has a single exon. The coding region runs from base 591 to 3035 and encodes 814 amino acids.
GACAUGACACAAUUAAAUAGAUCCAAACCUACCUCAGAUCUUUCUAAUUCUUUCGACACAACAACAGAAACUGAUUCAAUCUUAUUCUGUUUGGAUUUUUCAUCUUAAUAAAAACAGGGAAAAUCCAUUUAAAUUUUCUCCUAAAUUUAUUUUGUUUGCUGAAUUGACAGCCACUCUUACCUGCUAGGCUGCUAUAUAUGUGACUCCAGAGAGCUUGCCUCCUUUUUCAUGCUCAAACAAGAUUUCCCAGUUGCCAGUGCUGAUUUGUCUUUGCCAGGUCUUUGUUUCUUUUCUUUUUUUCCCAUCUUUUUAUUAGUCAAUUUUAGUUAGAUAAACUUCUGCAUGUAUGAAAUCCCAGCCAUAUGUUAUUGCAGUAUGUUUCUCUUUUAGGCAGAACAUCAGUACUUUACAAACCUAUCUUAGUUGUUAGGUCAUGACAAAGUUGAUGGUAUAUUGAAUUCUUGAGUCUUGAUCACAGAUUUUGAUACCAAAAGUUGCUCCUUUUAUUAGACCCUCUCUUCCUUUCUUUCAAAUAUACAAAUUUUGGCUAGAAUUUUCCUUGUAUCAGCAAAAUUUAGUUGUUCUUGGUGAUGAUGGGAACUUGGGCUUUCUUGAAUUGUAUAGGAAUGUGUUUGUUUGUUCUCUUUCAGCCUGAAAUGUGUUUGGCUAGUGUUCAAUUUCAUGGUAGUAUAAAGCCAGGUUUUCAAGGGGAUCAGAUGCAUUGGAUUGAUAAUGAUGGUCUGUUUCUAUUAUCCAACAAUUCAGAUUUCGGAUUCGGGUUCAUCACUACUCCUGAUGUUACUUUGUUUGUCCUGGCAAUUGUUCAUGUAAGCAGUUCAAAGACCGUGUGGUCUGCGAAUAGAGGCACCCCAGUUAAAAAUUCUGAUUUGUUCAGGUUUAAUGAAAGUGGCAAUGUUGUUUUGCAAAGUGGUGAAUCUGUAAUUUGGUCUACAAACACUGGGAAAAAAGUAGUUUCUGUUAUGGAACUGCAGAACUCAGGAAAUCUUGUUUUGGUUGGCGAUGAUGGUAGCGUAGUUUGGCAGAGUUUUAGCCAUCCGACUAAUACUUUGUUGUCAACCCAGGAGUUUAGUGAGGGAAUGAAGCUUGUUAGUGAUCCGGGCUCGAAUAAUCUGAGCUAUUUUCUUGAAAUGAAAUCUGGAGACAUGCUCCUGUAUGCAAAUUUUGAAAAACCACAACCAUAUUGGUCUAUGGGUAAGGAUAAUCGAAGAACCAUCAAUAAAAUUGGUGCUGGUGUCACUUCUGCAUCCAUUGACGGCAAUUCUUGGAGGUUUUAUGAUAAGGACAAAGUUUUUCUAUGGCAAUUCAUAUUCUCAAACAGUGUUACAAAUGCCACCUGGGCUGCAACUUUAGGAAGUGAUGGAUUUAUCACAUUCUACACUCUUGAAAGUGGAACGUCAAGCAAUAGUUCACCGACAAAGAUUCCGGCUGAUUCUUGCAGCAGACCUCAAGCUUGUGAUCCAUAUCAAAUUUGUGGUAGCAACAAUUGUCAAUGUCCUAGUGUCCUUGCCUCUAAACCAAACUGCAAACCUGAUGUUGUGUCUCCGUGUAAGAGCUCUAAGGGUUCUGUAGAGCUUGCAGAUGCUGGAGAUGGCCUUGGCUAUUUUGCCCUUGGGUUUGUUCCACCCUCUUCUAAGACAGACUUAAAUGGUUGCAAAUCAUCUUGCCUUGAUAAUUGUUCAUGUCUUCUCAUGUUCUUUGAAAACAAAUCUGGAAAUUGCUUUCAUUUUGACCAUGUUGGAAGCUUACAAAGUUCAAAAGAAAGUGGUUUCGUCUCAUUCAUAAAGAUUUCAAGUACUAAUGGUGAUGGUGGAGGUUCUAGCAGCGGUGGAAGCAGCAAGAAACAUGUUAUGAUUGUUGCCAUUAUAGUUGUUAUCACAACACUUGUUAUUCUUGUUCUACUUUUUGCAGGAGUUCGGUACUAUAAAAAGAGUAAUGAUUUGCCUGAGUCUCCUAAAGUAGAUUCGGAAGAGGAUAAUUUCUUGGAAAGUAUAUCUGGGAUGCCCGUUCGUUUUACUUACAAAGAUCUCCAAGUUGCAACAAAGGACUUCUCUGCAAUCCUUGGGCGAGGAGGCUUUGGUUCUGUUUAUGAAGGAAUUCUCAAGGACGGUACUCGUUUGGCUGUGAAACAGUUGGAAGGCCUUGGUCAAGGUAAAAAGGAAUUCCAAGCUGAAGUUAGUAUCAUUGGCAGCAUUCAUCAUCUACACUUGGUGAGACUUAAAGGAUUUUGUGCAGAAGGUGCACACAAGCUUCUUGUUUAUGAGUUCAUGGCGAAUAAUUCACUGGAUAAAUGGCUCUUUAAGAGAAAUAAAGCAGAAAAGUUGGACUGGGAUACGAGGUACAAUAUAGCUAUAGGCACAGCAAAAGGAUUAGCUUAUCUCCAUGAGGACUGCGAUGUUAAAAUUGUGCAUUGUGAUAUUAAGCCUGAAAAUGUGCUUCUAGAUGACAAUUUCCUUGCAAAGGUAUCAGAUUUUGGUCUUGCCAAACUAAUGAGCAGAGAGCAGAGUCAUGUCUUUACAACACUAAGGGGAACUAGAGGAUACCUUGCACCAGAAUGGAUCACUAACUAUGCCAUAUCUGAAAAGAGUGAUGUUUAUAGCUAUGGAAUGGUGCUGCUUGAGAUCAUUGGAGGCAGAAAAAACUACGACGCAUCAGAAACCUCAGAGAAAUCACAUUUCCCAUCUUAUGCCUUUAAGAUGAUGGAAGAAGGUAAAUUAACAGACAUUCUUGACGAAAAUCUGGAAAUAGCAAAAACAGACGAGCGGGUUAUGGUAGCAAUCCAGGUUGCUUUGUGGUGUAUCCAGGAUGAUAUGUCUCAUAGACCAUCAAUGACAAAAGUAGUACAAAUGCUUGAAGGGUUAUCUCCUGUUCCUCCUCCACCAAUGUCAUCACAGCUGAACUCUCGCUUGUAUUCCAAUUUCUGCAAAUCAAUUAGUGAAGAGGGCACCUCCUCCGGUCCAUCGGAUUGUAAUAGUGAUGCAUAUCUUUCAGCAGUAAGGCUUUCAGGUCCCAGAUAACAGCUGAAGAAGUUCGACAAGAUUCUUCAUUCUUGAUCAAGUUUAGGCCUUUCAAUUUUCAGUUUGUGUUUUGUCUGUGUGUAUAUUUUGAUAGGUUACUCAAAUUUUGUACUACUAGCCAUCAUAUGUAUAAACUUUCUUGAGUAUGCUAACCAUGUUCUUCAUCAAAAUCAUUGACAGUAAUAAUC